Messenger RNA from Owenia fusiformis, 2350 nucleotides. NCBI's taxonomy places the organism in Eukaryota, Metazoa, Annelida, Polychaeta, Sabellida, Oweniidae. The record is from the annotation of a GenBank genome assembly.
CAUAUGUUAAUAGUUUCUUUGCGGUAAUCGGAUAACCAACUUACUUGCAACAUAUUUUCUCUUGUUUCUGAGUUGCAGCAGACAAACUGACAGAGUAUGUUAAUCUCUCUAUUGACAGCAAGCAAACGCGGGAAGCUGUACAUCCGUAACUGGCACUAACUGUAAACACAUAGGCUCUCGCCGAUCGUAUUGCCAGAUAGAAGUAUAUGAAUGCAAGAUACCAUAACCACUAACGCUCUAAGGAAUCUCUACUUCAGAAGUGGAAUAUGGAAUUCAUAUAGACGGCCAAAUUGAAAGGUUGCGGAGAUGUACACAACAUAGGGUUAUAUAAGGUGACCUGAAAAGGUGUUGAAGCAUACAUGGUGGCGAUCCUAUUGCUGAUUUGGAAAUUAUAACACGGUGCGAUAUAAUUCUAGAAAACUGAUAAUAUCAUAUAUUGGAGACAAAACUGAGAUGGGACAUUUAUGAAUCUUGCUACCUGUCCCCUUCACGACAAAGAUGCAUCAAAUACAAUUUACAGAGGUUCUGGCCUUAGCUACUAUCAUCUUGACCUUAUUAGAUGGUGUGCUAUCCUCGGCGUGCAAUGAACGCAAUGCACUCACAGGUAUUCAAGGCUGCCUUACAUUUAUCAAGGACAGUGACUUAGAAUUGGUGGAUCUUGGGGGUCUAACUUCUCAACAAUGGGAUGAACAAUGCAAUGAUUAUAAGGCAACAGUACAAUGCAUCAAAAGAACAGUAGAAGGGUGCUCGCCGGAAAUUAGCAAGACUCCUUUACGAGCCAUUAGUGAUUUAAAGCGAACAAUCGGCAGAAUCUGUGAUGAUGAAGGGUUUCAAGCUCAAUAUAGAAGGCACUCAUCCUGCUACAAUACACAUGGAGAAGAAAUGGGCAAUUGUCUGCAUACGUUUCAAACAGAGAUGAAGGAGUUUGUCGAUCGAGCGACAUACGGCAACACAUCACUAAAAGCGAUGUGUCAAUCGUAUGACAAGGCGUUACUUUGUGUUACCCUGAAGAUCUACGAUUGUGGGACAGAUGCCACUAAUACGUUUACAGAAAUGACUAAGAUACUGUUACCCGAACCAAUAUCACAAGGUUGUAAGACCCGUGAUUAUUCUGCCAGCGCAGUAGAGUACCGAGUGUACAGCAGUGGCCGUCAUAUCUUAGCCGACAGUUUUGUGAUAUUGUUCGUUCUUUCUCUAAGGACGCUUUUACAUCUGUAAAUAGCCAGCUUCUAUUUUUAACUGACAUAGAUUUAAAUCAAUUUGCGAUCUGCUGAAUAGUGAGAGUGAAACAUGUAAAGGAAUGCACAGCGCCCCUGUUAAACUGGUAGCCGCUAGAUGGCUCUUAACUAAUUCAAAUGCGCUCUCAUGUCAAGCGCCUUAUCACAAGGCGCUUUAAACUAUUGGUUUAGAAGGGCCGAACUGUUCUGGAAGUGAACGAAAUGGCCACUAAAUGUUGAAUAUAAACAAUUAAACAAUAGUGUCAAGGAUUUGAAUAAAUAUAAAGUAUGCGUGUGAUUUGAAUGUAUAAAUUGAGUAAAGUGAUGAUGGUCGAUAAUAGAAUAAAAGACUAAGAGAAUCGUGUGAUCUGAGUGGAUGCACUGUGUGACUUGGAUGAACGAAUGUGACUUGAGUGACUGGAUAAUAAGAAAUGAGGAAACAAAGUAGCUUGAGUGUGUUAAUGUGUCGAGUGAGUGAACUAAACGCGUGAGUCCCUCCAAUACAGAUCUCGAAAAUAUUACAAAAAUGUUUAUUUUCUAAAUUAAGAAUUACAUCUGCAAAAGCAGAAUCAGAACCUAUUAAAAUGCAGAAAAUCAAUUAACCGUUUAAAACUUACUAACGAUACCGAUGACAAAAAAACAAAAAAGAUAUUUAUCGUGAGUCUUGUAUAUUUUAUGUUUGCAUCAACUCUAGAAUCUGUAUAUUUUAAGAACGCUGGGUGUUCGUAAUCAGUAGAUGUAUGCCACAAUGUGUCAAUAAUAUACGCUGUCAAUAUUUGCGUAAUCUGUAAAGUAUAGGGUCAAUAUCUGCUUAUGUCUUUCUCUUGUCUUGAUUUUAGUAAAGACGCUUAUAUCUUUAUCUCUACAAAUUAACUUUUCAAAAUUGAAAUGAAACAUUCGUAUAGGUUGUACCUAACAUUUUCAAAAUUGCAUUUUUACCUUGAAGUUAUGCUUGCCUAUGUAUGAAAUACAUCAAUAAUUGUAAAUAUUAACUUAUAAAUAUUAUUGUGUAUUGAAUGUAAAUAUUGUAUAUGUGCCCAAUUGUAUGUAUCUACGUACACUAAAUUAACAGAUUUAAGAAUGUUUUGCAGCAAGUUAUGUAUAUAGAAAUAAAAUUUUAUAUGAAAAGAAAA